AUAGAACUAUUUAAGAUUUUAGUUUGGAAUGGAGCAGUGACAAUAAAGAAUUACUUCCUGUUAAAAACUACUAAUUAAAACUACAAUUUUGAUCAGCAAAAGCAUUUCUUCAUUAAUAAAAAAAUUUUCAGAAGAAGUUUUAAUACUUCGAAUUUUCGCAGAAAGUUAAAAAAAAAUAUCAGAGAAAAUGCAAUAUGAAGAACAAGCUCUAGAUGAAGAAGCAUUUGAGGAGGAAGAAGAAUCAUUUUUUCAAGAUAUUGAUCUUCUGCAAGAACAUGGAAUUAAUGUUGCUGACAUAAAAAAAUUGAAGACGUCUGGAAUAUGCACAAUUAAAGGGUUACAAAUGACAACAAAGAAAAAGUUAAAUGCAAUAAAAGGUCUCUCUGAAGCAAAAGUUGACAAAAUCAAAGAAGCUGUUGCAAAAAUAAAUAAUGCUACCUUUCUUACUGCUUUGGAAGCUUCUCAACGGCGGAAGCUAGUUUUUAGAAUUAGUACUGGAAGUGAAGUACUUAACAAGCUCAUGGGUGGUGGAGUUGAAAGUAUGGCAAUCACAGAAGCUUUUGGAGAGUUUAGAACUGGAAAGACACAACUUUCACAUACAUUAUGUGUGACUUGUCAGCUUCCUGGAGGUAAUAAUUAUACUGGUGGUAAAGCUAUGUUUGUAGACACUGAAAACACUUUUCGUCCCGAUCGUUUGAAGCAAAUUGCAGAUCGUUUUAAUCUUGAUCAUGAAGCAGUCUUAUCUAAUGUGCUCUAUGUACGAGCAUUUACAAGUGAACAUCAAAUGGAAAUUUUGGAUUUAGUAGCUUUAAAGUUUCAUGAAGAAGGAGGUGUAUAUAAGUUAUUGGUUAUUGAUUCAAUAAUGGCAUUAUUUAGAGUUGACUUUAGUGGUCGUGGUGAAUUGGCUGAUCGACAACAAAAACUUGCUCAAAUGAUGUCUAGAUUGCAGAAACUAUCUGAAGAAUACAAUGUUGCUGUAUUCAUAACCAAUCAAAUGACAUCUGAUCCAGGAGCUUCAAUGAGUUUUCAAGCUGAUCCCAAAAAACCCAUUGGUGGCCACAUUCUGGCCCAUGCGUCUACAACUCGCAUUUCGCUUCGAAAAGGAAAAGGAGAAAUGCGGAUUGCAAAAAUUUAUGAUAGCCCAGAUCUACCAGAAGAUGAAGCAACCUUUUCUAUUACUGUUGGAGGCAUAGCAGAUUGUAAAGACUAACUAUACAAGUUGAUUUGAAUUGUAAAUUUGCAAAGAAUGAACCAGAACAACUUAUGCAAUUAUUUGUGAUAAAAUAUCGGAUAGUAAAAACUUCUUGGUUUUCUUCGGUUUUUUUUGUUUUUUAAUUUGCUAUAUUUUGUAUUAUGAAAUUAUUUACAAUUUUGUAUCAUGCUGUAAUAUAAAAACGUGCUUUUGGUUGCCAUAUGUACUAUUAUUUAUUAUAAAAGAUAUUAAUUUAUGUAUUAAAAGAUAAUAAACUGUUCAAAGCAUUAUUUAGCAAUGAGUUGUUAAACUUAGCCGUUUUUAUUUUGAGAAAAUAUUAAAAAGAAUUAGUUAUAUUAUUUUAUUAGUUUGAAUGUUAAGACUUCUGAAGGUGCCAUACACUUGAACUUAAACUAUUUGCAUCUUUGGAAGAUCAUGAUUCCUACACCAGGUUGUUAAAAAUAUUGAUUAGUUUCAAAUAGUUCUCAAUUUUGGUUGAAAUUAAUGGUUAAAAUAGUUAUUUUAUUAAUUAAACUGUAAAUAUUUAAAAUAGUUAUUUUAUUGAUUGAUUCAUUGUUAGAUAUAUUAGUGCUUUCCCAUCUCUGUUCCUAAGAAAUCUGAUUGGUUGAAUAGGAUGAAGAGCAACAAAUAAUCAUCUUUGAUUGGUUUAUGUAACACUAGAAAGGAGAAGUAUAGUAAGUGAAUUCAUAUUCUUUCAAGAAGCUGUGUCAGUUAAAAGAAAAUAUUUUAUCAGUACAUUUCUUGAUUUUUUUGUUCAUCUUGUGAUGUAGAUCUUAUUUUAAUGUUUUAUGUAACUGUAAUUUGGAAAGAAAAUAAAGCUUAAUGGA
This is a messenger RNA of Parasteatoda tepidariorum (common house spider), 2040 nucleotides long. Its product is annotated as meiotic recombination protein DMC1 homolog. Gene Ontology annotation, molecular function: DNA strand exchange activity; single-stranded DNA binding; ATP binding. The record is from RefSeq and is a predicted model, not a curated record. Gene Ontology annotation, biological process: DNA recombinase assembly; mitotic recombination; reciprocal meiotic recombination. Gene Ontology annotation, cellular component: condensed nuclear chromosome; nucleus. Lineage: Eukaryota; Metazoa; Arthropoda; Arachnida; Araneae; Theridiidae.